UUUUUUGGCUGGAUCGAACAUUCAAUCUCCGCCACAGCGAUUUGUCUUGACAAAACAAUCGAGGUCACUGAAUCCUGAAAGAUUGCCAGAUCAGCUAUUCUCUGCUUGUUGAUCCAAUGGAAGCCAAUAAGCGUGGCGUUGAAUCAUUAAAGUCAGUGCUGCUGGGCGCAACGGUUAGUGGCACGGCUGGCGCCGUAACCGGAGCCACUGUAGCUGUAUUGAAGAAUGCUCCUGUCCAACAAUAUACCAUUGCCACAGGCAUUAACUGUGGUAUCUUUGGCGCUACCUUUUUCACUGUACGAGAGACAUUCCUAACCUAUCAGCGAAGCAAGAACCCUCAUUUUGGACUAAAAGAUUCACAAACCCGCGACAUCGACGAUUUGAUCAGUAGCACCAUGGCCGGUGUCACCACUGGCGGUCUGUUAUCAGCGGUGGCCCGUGGUCCGCGUGGUGUGAUUCCCGGUUCGAUCAUGUUUGGUAUGAUUUGUGCAGGAUUGCAGGUUACUUAUACGGCGGGCAAUCGAUGGCGACAGAACAAGAUUUUGACCAGUGGCCAUUUGGACGGUCCCGUGGACAAGCCCGUUAAGGAAAAGAAAAGCUUGUGGGACUAUAUCCCGAUCCCCAAAUGGUCACCUAUUCGACCCAUCAGCAGUGAAGAAUACAACGAGCUUCUAGACACCAAAUUGAAAUCAUUGGAGGAAGAGAUUCGCACGAUUGAAAAAGAAAUCCGUGACAAACAAAAGAAAUGAGCGCGAUAAAUAUUUUGUUCUCCUUGUACAUAAUUACCCAUCUUAGACGACAUUUGGAAUAAAAACAGAAUCCUAUUCAUUCAUUC
Messenger RNA from Radiomyces spectabilis, 835 nucleotides. RefSeq lists its product as uncharacterized. The transcript is spliced from 4 exons. Bases 117 to 749 code for a protein of 210 amino acids. The record is from RefSeq and is a predicted model, not a curated record. Lineage: Eukaryota; Fungi; Mucoromycota; Mucoromycetes; Mucorales; Radiomycetaceae.